CAUGGAAGCCCAGAGGCGAAAUCAGCUUCCCGGGGACCCAGAAAAUUGCUGGAGUCUGGCGAGGGGCAAAUCAGGAAGUGUCUUUGUCGGAGAUGAGAUGGAACCCGGCUUUGGGGCGCAACCGGGCUCUGGGGGAGACCGCGUUUGUCCAGGUGGCAGGCCGCGCCUUCUGAUGGCUGUGAAGAGAAGGAGCGGGGGUUUUAAGAGGCACAGCGCCGCCGGGAGAGUGGAAAGGAGUAGAUUCGCUCGCGCCUGCUAUGCGAGGCGACUCCCCGCGAGACCCAUCCGCAGCCCCGCGCCCUUGGCCAGGAGGCCCGGAAAGCCACCGAGGCGGCCGAAAGGGGCCGCGGGGCACCCCUCGGCCCCUCCUGCGGCGGCUCCGGCUGCCCCUGCUCAGCCUCCCGCUCCCCGCCCCGAGUCCCAGCUCACAGAUUGGCCGCAGGGCUAGGGACAGAGGCCGCGGGGUCCCGGCCGUUCCGCCCGCUCAGCCGGAGCAGCAGCGCCGCCUGCCGGGGGCCUCGCGCAAGCGAGACAGGCCAGACGCCGGAGGCCGCGGGCGGCGGCAGCUUUAAGAGGCCGAACACACCAGCGCUCCCGUUCCGCCUUUUGAAAAUCAAAUCCCUUGGGCCUGGUGCCACCAUCGCCAGCCCAGGUCGUCCAGCUACAACAGGUCGAAGGCCAGUGCUCCGGGCCUUCUUCACCGAGUGGCUUCGGCGCUUGCGGCCUAGGCUCCCCGCACCUCCGCGCCGUAGUUGCGCGCGCCUUUUGAAAAGCAUGGCGUCUUCAAGUAUAAGGACAAAAACAACCGCGGACAUCACACCAUUCCAAAGAAGAAAAAGAAAGUGCCCGGAAUCUCAGGGCGCGACUUCCGCGGCGACGGGCGGCGGCAGAGAGGCGCUCACAGGGCUUCCUACCCGGCAGGAGGCCGCGGCGCCAGGACGUCACCUGCCGUCACCGCGCGCCACCCCUCGGGAGACGCCGCGAAUCUUUCCAGGGAAUCCCGGGCAGCGGCAGAGACCCAGGAAGGACCGGCAGCCGGCCGAGACCGGCCGCCUUGGGCGAGAGCAGCGGGACACCAGCCCCCGGGCGCCCGCUGGGAGCGCGGGGAAGCUCUGGGCUCAGGGAAGCUGCGCUCCCAGUGGCUCUGGGGGAGGGUCAGGGAGCCCGGGCCCCGCGGCGGCCGGGAGUGAAGGCGACUGGUCCGCGCCGGCCGCAGGGGAAGGGGCGCGUCGCCGCCGCCUGAGCUCUAUUUGCUCUAAUGGCUGGGAUAGAUCCGCGGAGAUACUUGAAUACCAGGCCGAACGCUUCCCCAAGGCGUGUUGUAGACAAAGGGCCCAUUUGAGCAAGAACAAAGAACAAAUUUCAUCCAUUUUUCUGUCUAAAACAUUCAAAGACUCAAAUCUAGACAAUAGUUUCUCUGAGAUAGAAGUGUUGGGGGGUGGGUGGGAAUAAACUAAAAGUUGGGGUGAAGAGCUUGUUUCUUGUCUAUUUUGUCUGACUAUAGAUUUGCAAAAGGAGCACCCUACUUUACUCAGUAAUACCAAGCCCUCCUAGAAACUUACCCACUCAACAGCUUCACAUGGCAUGAUCAUUUGAUGAAUCGCUUUUUAGUUUCCCAUUCUGGACAAAUAUCCACCCAAAAGAACCAAUCAUAACACUGGAUGUAUUAAUACAUGUCAAGACUCUCACUUCUCUGUAGAAAUGAGAAAUAAAUGUCGAUUGUUGGUUUUCUGUAGACUUGUGAUCACGCCCAAGAACUGUCAUUUUCCAGUUACCAGAAUCUGAAUCAUUGUCUAAUGUGCCAUGUAUAUAACAAUAUAUCACUGACAGCGA
This is a messenger RNA of Nomascus leucogenys (northern white-cheeked gibbon), 1833 nucleotides long. Its product is annotated as fibril-forming collagen alpha chain-like. The record is from RefSeq and is a predicted model, not a curated record. The coding region runs from base 775 to 1452 and encodes 225 amino acids. The transcript has a single exon. NCBI's taxonomy places the organism in Eukaryota, Metazoa, Chordata, Mammalia, Primates, Hylobatidae.